Molecule: messenger RNA, 993 nt
Organism: Lactuca sativa (garden lettuce)
Lineage: Eukaryota; Viridiplantae; Streptophyta; Magnoliopsida; Asterales; Asteraceae
Product: protein FAR1-RELATED SEQUENCE 5
Source: RefSeq, a predicted model, not a curated record
AUGCUGGUUGGUUCUCUGUGGUACAUAUUUGCCAGCCCUAAUUCUGAGUAUGCUGAAAUUGGUGGUUUUGAUGUUAGACUGAGCACACAGUCAAGGUUUGAUAACAAGAUUAUAAAGAAGAAACGUGUUAUAUGUACAAGUGGUGUUAGGAGGAAACGAAAUUCAAAUUCAAGAGCUAUUGGUUGUCAAGCAAAGAUUAUAUUUGAAUCUGUGUAUGGAAGUCCAGAUUAUAAAGUUUUUCAGUUUGAUGAACUUCACAACCAUCCACUUGAGAAGACAAGCGAUUUAAAAAAGGCAAGACAAAUGUCAUAUUCAGAAAAAGAGUUUAUUGUGCGUGCUUCCACAUCAAAAAUAGGUCCAACUAUGGCUCAUAAGUUGAGGGCAAGUCUGAGAGGUGGGUAUGAGUUUGUAAAGCCCAAAGUAGUUGACUAUAAAAAUUUAACGAGAGAUAUCAACAGGGUUAUUGGUUAUAAAGAUGCCCAAAUGAUAGUAAACACAAUGAAUUACCGUCGAGCUCACUAUCCAAAUUACUCAUUUAAGUUUAAUUGUCAAGAUGAUGUUUUGGAUUGUAUGUUUUGGGCUGAUGAAAUGGAGAAGGCAUAUUAUGCUAAAUUUGGUGAUGUUAUCUCGUUUGAUGCGACUUUCCGAACAAACAAGUAUCGAAUGGUUUUUGUGCCGUUUACUGCUAUUGACCAUCAUAAAAAAUCAGUUACUGUUGGAUCUGGGUUGCUAAGCAAUGAAAGCAUUGAGUCUUACUCUUGGUUGCUUAAAGAAUUUCUUAAAACUCAUGGGAAAGAACCAACACUUGUUUUAACCGAUCAAGAUGCUGCAAUAAAACAAGCUAUUGAGAAUAUAUCAGAUGAUUUAUUUACAAACACAGACUUUAGAAAAAGGUUUUCGAAGCUUGUUUGGGACAUUAAUAUGAAACCUGAUGUUUUUGAGGUGAAGUGGGGUUUGCUUAUGAAGGAAUUCAAUCUUGAAGACACAAGAUGA